CACUGGGGGCCAGCCCGAGGAACAGGCUGCCAUGCAGCAGCCCCUGAAUUACCCAUACCCCCAAAUCUACUGGGUGGACAGCAGGGCCAGUUCUCCCUGGGGCCCUCCAGGGUCGGUCCUCCCUUGUCCAUCCUCUGUGCCAGGAAGGCCUGGACAAAGGAGGCCGCCACCGCCGCCACCACCAACACUACCACCACCGCCACCGCCACCACCACUGCCCCCACUGCCAUUGCCACCUCUGAAGACGAGGAGGGACCACAACACAGGGCUGUGUCUUCUUGUGAUGUUUUUCAUGGUUCUGGUGGCCCUGGUUGGACUGGGGCUGGGGAUGUUUCAGCUCUUCCACCUCCAGAAGGAGCUGGCUGAACUCAGAGAGUCCACCAGCCAAAAGCAUGUAGCAUCAUCUUUGGAGAAGCAAAUAGGUCAACUCAAUCCACCCUCUGAAAAAAGGGAGCUGAGAAAAGUGGCCCAUUUAACAGGCAAGCCCAACUCAAGAUCCAUCCCUCUGGAAUGGGAAGACACAUAUGGAAUUGCCCUUGUCUCUGGGGUGAAGUAUAAGAAGGGUGGCCUUGUGAUCAAUGACACUGGGAUGUACUUUGUAUAUUCCAAAGUGAACUUCAGGGGUCAGUCCUGCAACAACCAACCCCUGAACCACAAGGUCUACAUGAGGAACUCUAAGUAUCCCCAGGACCUGGUGCUGAUGGAAGGGAAGAUGAUGAACUACUGCACUACUGGCCAGAUGUGGGCCCGCAGCAGCUACCUGGGGGCAGUAUUCAAUCUCACCAGUGCUGACCAUUUAUAUGUCAAUGUAUCUGAAUUAUCUCUGGUCAGUUUUGAGGAAUCUAAGACAUUUUUUGGCUUAUAUAAGCUCUAAGAAAAGCACUUUGGGAUUCUCUCCAUAUGGUUCCUU
Molecule: messenger RNA, 910 nt
Organism: Puma concolor (puma)
Lineage: Eukaryota; Metazoa; Chordata; Mammalia; Carnivora; Felidae
Gene: FASLG
Product: Fas ligand
Biological process (GO): extrinsic apoptotic signaling pathway via death domain receptors; immune response; apoptotic process
Cellular component (GO): membrane
Molecular function (GO): tumor necrosis factor receptor binding
Source: RefSeq, a predicted model, not a curated record